UAAUACUGGACACGUCACAUGUCGAAUGCUAAAUAGUACGAAAUAUAUUUCGUUUCUAUAACAUCCUUCAGUUAUGCUAGAGGUCAAAAUAGUGGAAAGCUAGGCUAAAUGUUGGGAAUUUAUAACUACUCUCACGUGAUAAGACGAUUGACGUCAAUUUCUAGCGACGACAUUCAUAGUUCACCAGACCCCUGUUUGUAUUAAUUGUAGAAAUGUGAAAUCAGGGGAAAUAUGACGUCAUCACAGAUGCGUUUUAAACUGAAAUAACAGAAUGUUUCAUUUCAAUCCACAAUGACCUUUAACCUUGAUAACGUUAAACGGCAUAACCUGAGCUCAUCAUAGCCAUUAGUUUACAUGCCUUUCUUUUGACUAUUAAUUGCAGGAUGUCUUGACUAUAAUUAGCUAUGUUUCACAAGUGUUAAAACACAUAUAAACAAGUGCGUAUUUAUACAUAUAUUUUUCGCAGUUAACAUUAUACGCGUUUUUGAAAAAAUGAAUAAACUAUCUUUGAAUAAUAGCUUUAUAUCUAAUUUACAUUAUAUAUGCCCAUUUUUGUUAAACAUGUAUCUUAAUGUCAACUAAAUCAUUUUGUAUGCAAAUUAUUCUAUAUCUAUCUUACUGCCAUCACAUUUAUUAUUUCAUUUGGUGUUGCAGGAGACAGAUGCCGGAGUGGGCAGACGAUAUACGAGGAAAAUUGUAUCAUUAUACAGUAAAACAUUUGAGGACUGUCUAACAAAUACGUUCUGUGAAACAGGUGUAGCAGCUCAAACAGUAAAAUCGUGGAUUGUAGUAUAAAAACGUGAAUGUCAUUCAUGCUGAUGUGUGUGGAUAUCAGCCAUCCUCCAUCAAAUAAAACUGACAACAUUUCCUUAUUCGUGAUCUGAUUGAAAAAUAUUGACAAAAACUUCAUACGGGAUUGUCCAUUGUUCUGUACGAAUGAUGUGUGCUUCACACGCGGCUUAAGACAUCAAUCAUAUCCAAGUUGGUUACUUGUAAAUACACAGUAACACUGGUUUGUUCAGCCAAUACUUGGCAUCGUUCAUUGGAAUUUGUAUGGACCAAUAUUUACCUGGAAGUUCCACCAAGGUGUUAUUGUUUCCAGCAUGUUGUGCGCCUGCUGAGGAUAUAAAGAAACCAACAUUUGCUGGUGAAGAAGUACAAUUUAGAGUGUUGUGUUGACAAGAAACUCCAGACAGUGAUGGAGAAGUCCAGUAACUCAAGCAACGGAUCCUCCUGGAGUCUGACCUCGGUCUCACCUCUGUUACAUAGGCAGAAACAAAUGUCUGGGUCAACGUCAUCCCUUCCUUCCGAGAGUAAGGUCGACAUCAACACUAGAGACAAAAAAGGCAGAAACUCAUUGUUCUAUGCAGCACGAAACGGUGAUGUUCAAGUCGCGAAGAAAUUUCUGGAAUCGGGGGGAGACAUCAACAGGGCCGACAACUUUGGUGUGACCCCCCUGCACGAAGCCACGGAGAGGUCACAGAUCGAUAUCAUAGAUAUUCUCAUCCAGUUUGAUUGUAACCUGAACGUGAAGAACAUUCUAGGACAGACGCCAUUAAUGAGGGCGGUGUUGUAUGAUGACCUGGACGUAGUAAAAAUCCUCAACAAGGCAGGUGCAGAUUUGAAUGAAAGAGACUGUACGGGGAAAACCGCACUAAUGAUUGGCUUACAAGAGAGCCGCGAGGAUGUGAUUACGUAUCUGUUACAUUCUGGAUGUAACGUCCAUCUCCAAGACAAGCUAGGACAAACGGCGCUAUAUAUAACCAUGAAGGAAGCCAAGCGAGUAUGCAGUGAAAUUAUCCGUAAGCUAUUAAAGGCGGGCUAUGAUUACAACAGAGAUUCCCAUUGGCUCAAACCCUCGGAAAUAGAAGAUUUACAGAAACUUGAAAUGGAAUCACAUCAUCACUCUGGCAUCCUACACAAGAUAGCAUCAAAAGUAAAGGGGAAACACCACACUCACCAAAACAAAACGGAGCCGUCGGAAAAAGAUUAAUUAGAAUUGUGGCUUUGCUUCGCCAAUGAUACAUUCUACAAACUUGUCAAAUAUAACUUGUUAAAUAAUGUGUAAAAAUGUUAUAUAAAUACUCAUCGUGAUCAUAAAACGUG
This is a messenger RNA of Pecten maximus, 2106 nucleotides long. Its product is annotated as ankycorbin-like. NCBI's taxonomy places the organism in Eukaryota, Metazoa, Mollusca, Bivalvia, Pectinida, Pectinidae. The coding region runs from base 1199 to 1993 and encodes 264 amino acids. The record is from RefSeq and is a predicted model, not a curated record. The transcript is spliced from 4 exons. Gene Ontology annotation, molecular function: protein binding.